AAGAACUUCGUCGUCAACGCGCAGUUGAAUAUCGGGUGUGGAGGGAGCCUGCCGUCCGUUACAUGCGUUCGUGUGCGAUCUCUGUCGAUUCGUUUCUUGUUUUAGUGGGUAGAUCAAUAGGUGCGAAUUUUUCGGAGUCUCGACGCUUUCUCAGAAUGCCUCGCAGAGCCGCAGGUGGUUCUUAUUAUGCCAUUAACUCAGGACGGAGUACUGGGGUUGUGAACUCGUGGGCGGAAUGCGAGAGCCUUGUCAAAGGCUACUCGGGUGCCAAGUUCAAAAGGUUCGAUAGUUAUCAAGAGGCACAAAAUUUCGCUCGCGGCAACGGUCCCGCCGGUGCCAGCGCCAGCUCCACAUCGGCGAGGUCUACAGCCCCAGCAGCUCCGGUAGAACAUGCAUUCGUGCCAUCCUUCACAAGUUCGUAUGCCGAGCCACCGCCCCGAAGUCGUCCACGAAGAGAAGUGCCUGUGGUCUACACCGACGGGGCUUGUAGCGGAAACGGAAUGGCCGGAGCGAAAGCAGGCAUAGGUGUUUAUUGGGGCGAUGGAGACCCGAGGAACGUUUCCGAACCCUUAAAGGGCAAGCCCACGAAUAACCGAGCUGAAAUUCAAGCUGCGACACGAGCUAUCCAACAAGCGAAAGAACAGGGUUACGAAGAAGUUGAGAUCCGCACAGACAGCGACUUCCUUGUACAGUCGACGACGAAAUGGAUGCCUGGAUGGCAAGAGAAGAAUUGGAAAACGGCCGCUGGUAAGCCUGUGAUCAACAAAGAAGAUUUCGAAGACCUUCUCGAAGCCAGCAAGGGAAUCGACGUCAAAUGGACACAUGUGAAUGGCCAUUCCGGUAUCCAUGGCAAUGAACAGGCUGACAACCUGGCGGUGUCUGGCAUGCUCAAGAACAGGAAUGGAGACGAUUGAAGUUUCCGCCUCUAAUGAUGGUCGCGAAGUCCGCGGCCUGUGUUCAAACUUUUAAGCAAUCACGCAAUGGUUAAUUUGUUUCAUAACCUUCAUCGAAUCACUGUAAUUUAAAGUAUUCCGACGGAAGCGGUCCGCGGCUCCUAGUAAAGUAUUCCCACAGGGAGAUGACUUUCCGA
Messenger RNA from Galendromus occidentalis (western predatory mite), 1090 nucleotides. RefSeq names its product ribonuclease H1 (gene rnh1). NCBI's taxonomy places the organism in Eukaryota, Metazoa, Arthropoda, Arachnida, Mesostigmata, Phytoseiidae. Gene Ontology annotation, biological process: DNA replication, removal of RNA primer. The transcript is spliced from 5 exons. The record is from RefSeq and is a predicted model, not a curated record. Gene Ontology annotation, molecular function: RNA-DNA hybrid ribonuclease activity; magnesium ion binding; nucleic acid binding. The coding region runs from base 63 to 914 and encodes 283 amino acids.